Molecule: messenger RNA, 669 nt
Organism: Bombus terrestris (buff-tailed bumblebee)
Lineage: Eukaryota; Metazoa; Arthropoda; Insecta; Hymenoptera; Apidae
Gene: awd
Product: nucleoside diphosphate kinase
Exons: 3
Coding region: 112-627 (171 amino acids)
Biological process (GO): GTP biosynthetic process; CTP biosynthetic process; UTP biosynthetic process
Molecular function (GO): nucleoside diphosphate kinase activity
Source: RefSeq, a predicted model, not a curated record
GUACGGUAAGAGUUCGAGAAUGGCUUCCCCACCACAUUGAAAGAAUUCGAAUAACCGAAGACCUGAUUCUCUCCUUCGUUCUCAUUCUUCCGGUGCUGGUGCCGGCGUUAUAUGGUUUUGUGCUCUGUAUUAGUUUUACUUCGUUUAUUUUGUAGAUUAAUAAUGGCAGGAAAUAAGGAACGUACCUUCCUUAUGGUUAAACCCGAUGGUGUUCAACGUGGACUCAUUGGUAAAAUAAUUCAACGCUUUGAAGACAGAGGUUUUAAACUUGUAGCGAUGAAAAUGAUACAGGCAAAUGAGGAUUUAUUAAAGAAACAUUAUGCAGAUUUGGCAUCCAAACCAUUUUUCCCAGGUUUAAUUAAAUACAUGAGCUCAGGACCAGUUGUGCCAAUGGUAUGGGAAGGUUUAAACAUAGUAAAAACUGGCCGUGUUAUGUUAGGACAAACAAAUCCAGCGGAUUCUUCACCUGGAACAAUUCGUGGUGAUUAUUGUAUCCACGUUGGACGCAAUGUUAUUCAUGGCUCCGACUCUGUUGAAUCUGCCAAUAAAGAGAUCAAACUCUGGUUUGGAGAAGAAAAGGAAGUUAUUGAUUGGGCAUCUUGGUCAGAAAGCUUGGUAUAUGAAUAAAACAUGUGAAAUCUUCAAUAAAAAUAUUUAUUGCAAUACCUA